Zophobas morio is the source of this 942-nucleotide messenger RNA. RefSeq names its product putative nuclease HARBI1. The record is from RefSeq and is a predicted model, not a curated record. Lineage: Eukaryota; Metazoa; Arthropoda; Insecta; Coleoptera; Tenebrionidae. Bases 1 to 942 code for a protein of 313 amino acids. The transcript is spliced from 2 exons.
AUGACGGGGACGGCGGCGGCCGGGAGCGAAGAAGGGGGCUUUGCGGGGGGCGCUGAUGACGGUGAGGGCGAAAAGGGGCUCAAAGCGACGCCACAAGGUAGUUACCAAAACUCUAUUGGGCAAGACUAUCGCAGCCCAAUGUCUCAGUCAUCUGUUAGCAGAAGCAUCCAUGUAGUCAUUGAUAUAAUCAUAGAUCAAUUUCAUCACAUAAUCAAAUUUCCACGCACAGUGGAAGAAAUCACAGUGACAAAAAAUAGAUUCUUCCAACGUUUUCAACUUCCAGGAGUUGUGGGCUGCAUUGACUGCACUCACGUGCCAAUUAGUGGAGAAGCUUUGGUUUUAGGGAACAUUGAUGUGCCAAGAUUAGUGUUUAUGAACAGAAAAGGCUAUUUUAGUUUGAACUGCCAGAUAAUAUGCGAUUCAAAUUUAAGGAUUCUGCAUAUGGGUGCUCGUUUUCCCGGAAGUGUGCAUGAUGCAGCUAUUUGGCAGCUGAGUGAUAUUCAGGUUUAUUUGAGAAGACGUUUCUUUAAUAACAAUGAUGAGACAACCUGGCUAUUGGGGGAUUCUGCAUAUCCGUUAACACCUUAUCUACUGACACCAAUUAAUGGGGCAGAUCCAAAUACUCCAGAAGGACGAUAUACUUAUGCUCAUCGUUUAGCUAGAAAUAGCAUAGAACGAUGCAUUGGAGUUCUUAAAACGGCAUGGAGAUGUUUACAUAAGGACAGAGUUUUAAAAUACCAUCCACUAUUUGUAGCAAAAAUUUUUUACACGUGUGGUAUACUCCAUAAUAUCAUGAGAAUGAGAAAUAUUGAAAUAGAAAUCGAUUAUGAUAUGCACAACGAACUUGAAGUAGAAGAUUUUAAUGACGCUGAUUUCAAUGUUCAAUUAUUGCACCUAGGACGACAAAGAAGAAACAAUGUUAUUCAAAAUAAUUUUUUGUAA